This is a messenger RNA of Ascochyta rabiei, 378 nucleotides long. RefSeq lists its product as uncharacterized. NCBI's taxonomy places the organism in Eukaryota, Fungi, Ascomycota, Dothideomycetes, Pleosporales, Didymellaceae. The transcript has a single exon. The record is from RefSeq and is a predicted model, not a curated record. The coding region runs from base 1 to 378 and encodes 125 amino acids.
AUGAUAGAAUACAAUAUAUCACCUGCCGAACGGUGUCGUAGAACAGUCACUCACUCACUCACGCACGCACGCACGCACUCACGCACUUACUCACUUACUCACUUACUUACUUACUCACUUACUUACUUAGUUACUUACUUAGUUACUUACUUACUCACUCACUUACUUACUCACGCACUCACUCACUCACGCACUUACUUACUUACUUACUUACUUACGCACUCACUCACUCACUUACUUACUUACUUACUUGCUUACUUGCUUACUUACUCACUUAUUUACUCACUCACGCACUCACUCACUCACUCACUCACUCACUCACGCACUCACGCACGCACUCACACACGCACGCACGCACAUGUCGAGUUCGUAGGGUAA